Pseudoliparis swirei is the source of this 1751-nucleotide messenger RNA. Its product is annotated as zona pellucida sperm-binding protein 4-like. The coding region runs from base 16 to 1443 and encodes 475 amino acids. Gene Ontology annotation, cellular component: egg coat. NCBI's taxonomy places the organism in Eukaryota, Metazoa, Chordata, Actinopteri, Perciformes, Liparidae. Gene Ontology annotation, biological process: prevention of polyspermy; binding of sperm to zona pellucida. Gene Ontology annotation, molecular function: acrosin binding; structural constituent of egg coat. The transcript has 8 exons. The record is from RefSeq and is a predicted model, not a curated record.
GGUGCUCCUGGGGCGAUGAAGUUGAUGAGAGGUUGUCUUCUGGCCGUGGCCUUGCUCAGCUGUCUGGCUGGUGCUCAGUAUCCCGAGCAGAUACCUCAGCAGAGGCCCCCGCUACCUGAGCAGAGGCCCCCACAGGUUGCACGGACACCCUGGAGGAUCCCUGACAGGCACGCGACGUACCCUGAGAGGCGCCGGGUGUUAGAGGAGAGGCCCCCUCAGUUCCCCGAGAGGCCCCAGACGUUCUCUCAGACGUCCUCACAGUCCCCUCAGUUCCCUCGGCCACACCCCAGUGAUCGCCCGCUCCCAGAUCGAAUGCAACAUUGCUUUGUGAGUGAGGACGACAGGAUAACGUGCGGAGCUCCGGGCAUCACCGGCCCAGACUGUGAGGAUAUAAACUGUUGCUUUGAUGGAAGCAGGUGCUAUUACGGCAAACUCGUGACUCUUCAGUGCACCAAGGACGCCCAGAUCAUCGUGGUGGUGGCCAGAGACGCCACUGUCCCAAACAUCGACUUGGAGUCGAUUCAUUUCCAGGCAAAGGGCGACAUGUGCAAACCUGUCGGCGUCACUUCAGCUUUCGCCAUUUACCAGUUCCCCGUCACGGCCUGCGGCACCAGCCUCAGGGAGGAGGCUGGUGUCUUCAUCUAUGAUAACCGGAUGUCAUCCAAAUCGGAAGUCUCGAUUGGACCCUUCGGCAUGAUUACCAGGGACAGCAGCUAUGAGCUGAUUAUUCAGUGUAGAUAUAUUGGCACCUCAGUUCAGUCCUUGGUCGUCGAGGUCGGUAAAGUUCCUGAACCUCUCCCAGUUGCAGCUUUUGGACCUCUGGACGUGGAGCUAAGGGUUGCCAACGGACAGUGCACUGCCAAGGGAUGUCUGGAAGAGGACGUCGCCUACAACUCCUUUUACGUGGACUCCGACUACCCUGUGACGAAGACGCUCAGGGAUCCUGUGUACGUUGAGGUCCGGAUGCUGAAAAGGACCGAUCCCAACCUCGUGUUGACUCUUGGAAGAUGCUGGGUGACUUCUAAACCCGACCCUCAGAGUAUGCCUCAGUGGGACUUGCUGGUCGACGGCUGCCCGUACAGUGAGGACCGUUACCGGACGGUCAUGCACUCCAUGUUUUCCACGACGGAAGUCUCGUACCCAUCCCACCACAAACGUUUUGUUUUCAAGAUGUUCGCAUUUAUAUUUUAUGAAAUAAUACCGACGGGACCUUCUUCGGGCCAAAGGGCAUUAUUUUAUUUGAAAGAAAAUCUGACUAUCCACUGCGAGACAGCUGUGUGCCGGCCCGGUCUCGGGUAUGAUUGUGAACGCACGUGCAACAGAAAGAGGAGAGACGUUGCUGCUUCAGGCCUGAGAGGCUCCAGAGAGGAGACGGUCCUGGUCAGCAGUAAGCAGAUCGUCAUCACCGGCCCAACAGAAACAGUCCGUAAAAACAUACAAUAACCUGUAAUAACAUGUAAUAACAUGCAAUAACAUGCAAUAACAUGUAGAAACAUGUACUAACAUGUAAUAACAUGCAGUAACAUGUAAUAACAUACUAUAACAUGUAUUAACAAGCACUAACAUGCUAUAAUAUGAAAUAACAUAUAAUAACAUGCAAUAACAUGUAAAAACAUGUAGCAACAUGUAAUAACAGGAAAUAACAUGCAAUAACAUGUAAAAUCAUGUAAUAACAUGCAGACAGAACUUUACCAUGAAACUUUUGUUCCAGAUGUUUAAUAAAUGAGUUUCAAAUAAAGCUCUUUUGUGAA